Pocillopora meandrina is the source of this 820-nucleotide messenger RNA. NCBI's taxonomy places the organism in Eukaryota, Metazoa, Cnidaria, Anthozoa, Scleractinia, Pocilloporidae. The record is from the annotation of a GenBank genome assembly.
AUGAUACAGGAUCUAUCCUUGUCUCGCUUAAGGCAGAUUAUGAAAUCACAUUUUAAGCAAAGUCAGCAACGGAACUGUAUCAGGAACUAUCUAUCUUACACCAGGAAGCAAAUGAAUCUCCCCAAGAUUUUCUUGUGCGGGCCUUAAACUUAAAACAGCAGAUUAUUUUUGUGUCAAAUGCCGCUGAUGGUUCCAUCAAGUAUGAGCUCUCUCUUGUCCAAGCAUUGUUCCUCCAUGUAGUAGAAACAGGGUUACAAGAUGAAUCAGUUAGAGCUAAAUUGCGCCCUUUACUGGAAGUAGCUUUUGUAACUGAUGAACAACUUAUGGAAAGGGUUCACCGGAUUAUGUCGGCAGAGGCAGAACACCAGAAUAAGACGGGUGUGGCUGGCAGGAAAGGGGCAAGGGUUAACCAGGUUGAAACUGCUUCGUCUCCAAGUAACCAAACCCAGCUAAAUUCAAGUCCAGCACCCCAGGGUGAGAGUAGUAAGUCCCAGAAAAAGGAGCCAAAACCAAAUGCUCUGGUGACAGCAUUUGAAGCACUGCAGUCAAAUCUUGCCUCCCUGAAAGAAGCCUUUGACAGAGUCAGUGCGCCAGUGGAGAGGAAUCCUACUCUACAUUAUGUAUCUGGUAACCGGUCACAGUUUCAGUGGUGUCAGUGUAGUUCAUGUAGCGCAGCAGGUGUAGACAACUGAGAUCAUUGCUUCAAAUGUGGCUCAACAGAUCAUUUUGCACGAGGAUGUAGAAGGGUGUCAGGAAACGGGAGAAGGUUGCAUCAGCGGGACAGGGUGUAGUUGGAGCGAACUUGUCCCACCAUGUCUGA